Saccostrea cuccullata (small rock oyster) is the source of this 2524-nucleotide messenger RNA. RefSeq names its product neuroglian-like. NCBI's taxonomy places the organism in Eukaryota, Metazoa, Mollusca, Bivalvia, Ostreida, Ostreidae. The record is from RefSeq and is a predicted model, not a curated record. Gene Ontology annotation, molecular function: protein phosphatase binding; sialic acid binding; CD4 receptor binding. The coding region runs from base 81 to 2291 and encodes 736 amino acids. Gene Ontology annotation, cellular component: early endosome; recycling endosome; external side of plasma membrane. Gene Ontology annotation, biological process: negative regulation of B cell receptor signaling pathway; regulation of B cell proliferation; B cell activation. The transcript is spliced from 14 exons.
AGCAACCAUGCAUUGCAUUAAUUUCAUAAACUGUAUACUUUACUGCAUAUCCAUAGCGAAGGGGUAUUUGAGGUGCUGACAUGGACUGCAAACAAUUGAUUUUACUUAUUUUUGUGGUAUUAUCACUUUGGAAUAAAUGGUCUUUUUCUACGAUUUAUAUUGAAGAGGGUUCCGAUGCCUGCAUAUCAUUCUCACAGGCUGAAAAAAUUGACACAGAUAGAGAACUCAGAAGAGAAAAUCGUGUACUAUGUAUCCAGUUCAAUGGGUCAAAAGAAAUAGGGUUUAUAUUCAAUUCAGCUUUAAGUGAACCAUUUACCUGUACUACAAACGACUCCUUUGUUUCUGUUUGCAUUGGAAAUAUAACAAAAGAUAAUGAAGGGGUUUACUCAUAUUACCUACUUUCAAUGUUGCUGAAAAACAGAACAUUGACAUUAGCCACCUCUCCAGUUGUACAUCAAAUGAGUCCUAAGUAUAUUGUGGAGGGAACAAAUUUCACGCAGAAAUGCCUUUACGAUGCUGGAACGCCUCCUGAAACCACACUGCAUUGGACCAAGCAGGGCGACAACAAUUUCAGGCAACAAGGAGAUACACUGAGACUGACCAAUGUACAUCGCAAUAGUUCUGGUACUUACAUUUGCACAGCAGAAAAUCAGUUUUCGACAGGAAACAAAGGACGGAACAGUCAGUCAUUGAUUGUCGAUGUGCAAUAUCCUCCAAAAGUGGUGCCUUUUAUUAACCGGGAUACCAUAGAAGGAAGGAACCUUACCGUUCAAUGUUCUUUCGUUGCUGGAAAUCCUUCUCAAACCACCGUUUACUGGACUGAUGGCUCUGGAUUUAAACAGAAUGGAAGCUUUUUACAUUUACCAUGGAUCCAGAGAAACAGAGCUGGUACUUACAUUUGUACAGCAGAAAACGCCUUCAAUAUAGGAUCUACAGGAACAAGCAGUCAGUCUGUGAAAAUCAAUGUUCUGUAUCCUCCCACUGUAUCUCAUAUUAUCAACCAGGACAUUCUAGAGGGGAGGAACCUCACCGUUCAAUGCUCCUUCACUGCUGGAAAUCCCAACCAAACCACCGUGUACUGGAUAAGGUCAGGUGACCCUGGAUUUAGACAAAUUGGACAUAUUCUACAGUUACGGAAAAUAAAUAGAAAUAGCACUGGUACUUACAUUUGUAUUGCAAAAAAUAAAUACAGCAUUGGAGGGACAGGAACAAGCAGUCGGGCUAUGGAUGUAAAUGUUUUAUGUAAACCCGAAGUAAAAAUGAAUAUCACGCUUAGAAUCCUGAAAUCAGAAAGAAUUCGGUUCUCAUCUACUGUCACUGCAUACCCAAGGCCAACCUACAAACUAUUCUAUGAAAACAAAACUAUCAACAAUAAAAUGACCAGUAGGUUAAUAAAAAAUGCUGUGAAUAACUUUACUGUUAUAUACAAUCAAACACAUAUCCAAGAAAGCGAUUUUGGGAUAUACCUUCUAGAGUUUGAAAAUGCCUAUGGAAGAUCGCUCAUGUAUGUCGAUGUUAUUCCUGUAGGGAAACCAAACCCACCAGAGGUAAAAUCUGUCACCUGUAAGACGGAAUCAGCCGAGGUAACAUGGGAGUCCUCAUUAAAUGGUGGAGCUCCUCAAACAUUCACUGCCGUUGCUAUGAGGGACGAUCGGCAUGAAGCCAGCCGGUCUGUUUCUAUGUCCGACAAAGGGGAGAAAGUCAAACAUAGAACAACUAUAAACGGACUACAGCCAUCUGUUGUGUAUAGUUUUUAUGUGGCUGCACUGAACAAACACGGAGAAACAUCGUCAGCUGGUGACAUCAGUUGCAGAACCAGUGCUGUGAAUGCACCUGACCUUAAAUUCCUAAUUGGCGCUAUAACUGGUGGAACAGUUGGUAGUAUUUUCUUUGUAGCAGUUAUUCUCUUCAUAUUCCUCAACAGGAAAUUCCAAAUGAAAUGCACAGAUCGAUAUUCCAAAUCAAGGAAGAAGACGGUAGAAGAAAAAAUAACAGGUCUACAAACAAAUGAAGGCGUCAAUUAUGAAGAACUAAAGCAUGCCGACCAGAUUCAACAAAGCAGUUACGAAGCUAUUCAAUUGGAAGAUGGUGAUAAAAAUGAAAAACCAAGUGUAACUUAUGAAAGUUUACAACCAAAUAAAGAGGAAAACAAAUAUGAAGAAUUUACAGGCCAUAAAAAUGAAGGUAAAUGUGUUUCAGUUGUACUUUAUUAUGAUUAUGGAGUAAACCUAUCUAGGCCUAGAAAUAAGACUACUGCAUUUACUAAGGCCAUGGGCAAUUGGCAAAGAUAACACAAUUUCUUCUAUUUACGAUUUUUUUGUUUACCAAAGCUUCCUUUAAUUCGUUAUUUUAGUAUUUAAAAGAUUUUGCUCGUAUAUAUCUGCAAUACAAGUUUAAAAUUGGUUACAAAAGAGGAAAAUUCGCUAGAUGGACCUCAAAUAUGGUGAUCAAAGGGAAAUAACUCUUUCUUUAUUCAUGUCAGACGAAAACUAUAUAUUAAUCAUUUAAAACAUAAACGAACAAU